This is a messenger RNA of Salvia splendens (bonfire salvia), 1799 nucleotides long. Its product is annotated as MLO-like protein 6. The transcript has 14 exons. Lineage: Eukaryota; Viridiplantae; Streptophyta; Magnoliopsida; Lamiales; Lamiaceae. Gene Ontology annotation, biological process: defense response. Gene Ontology annotation, cellular component: membrane. The coding region runs from base 155 to 1735 and encodes 526 amino acids. The record is from RefSeq and is a predicted model, not a curated record.
GCCACCUAAGUGACCUAACCAUAUAUAAACUGAAUUAAGUAGUGUUCCACAACCAUGCAUAUUAAUAUUACAGCAAACAAAAGUCAUGUGAUUACUCUAAAAUACCACUUUAUUUAUUGAAUCCAUAAAUAUACUGAACUUCUCAUAUCCCUAAAUGGCUGAUGAGUUGCCUAAGGAGAAGACGUUGGCGGCAACGCCGACGUGGGCGGUGGCCGCCUUCUUCUUCGUGAUCGUUGCUAUCUCCAUCGUUAUCGAACAAAUCCUUCAUCAUGCCGAAUUGUGGUUGAAGAAAAAGAGGAAGGUAGCGUUACAUGAAGCUCUAGGGAAGAUUAAAGCCGAGCUUAUGCUGUUAGGGUUCAUAUCGUUGCUGCUGACGAUGACGCAGGAGACUGCUCUUUUAGAUAUUUGCGUUCCGAAAAGUGUUGGGGAUUCUUGGCACCCUUGUAAAGAGGAUGUAUAUAGUAAAAAGAAAUAUCAUGAUCCAUGUCUUGAAAAGGGCAAGGUGCAACUUGUUUCAGCAUACGGAAUUCACCAGCUCCAUAUCUUCAUCUUUGUAUUGGCAUUUUUUCAUGUAGUCUAUUGUGUUGUCACUUACAUCUUGGGAAAACUAAAGAUGAGGAAAUGGAAAGCAUGGGAGGAUGAAACACAGACAAAUGAAUAUAAAUUUUAUCACGAUCCAGAGAGAUUCAGAUUUGCGAGGGAGACUUCAUUUGGACGCAGACAUUUGCAAUUUUGGAGCCGCUCAUCUCUUCUUCUAUGGAUUGUGUGUUUCUUCAGGCAAUUCUUCCCAUCAGUAGCAAAAGUGGAUUACUUAACACUUAGACAUGGCUUUGUAUCAGAACAUCUACCACCUCAAAUCGGGGCAACAUUCAACUUCCAAGUAUAUAUAAACAAAGCACUGGAAGAAGAUUUCAAAGUCAUUGUUGGAAUCAGCCCUGCAUUGUGGUUCUGUGCUGUUUUGUUCCUCCUGACCAACACCAAUGGCUGGUACUCUGAUUUUUGGCUGCCAUUCAUCCCUCUAAUUAUAGUACUUUUAGUGGGAGCAAAAUUGCAAGUGAUCAUCACAAAAAUGGGAACGAGGGUUCUUGACAGAGGAGAUGUGGUGAGGGGUAGUCCUCUAGUCCACCCCAACGAUGAUCUUUUCUGGUUUCGUCGUCCCAGCUUCAUCCUCUUCCUCAUUCACUUUGCUCUCUUUGAGAAUGCUUUUCAGCUUGCUUUCUUUGCUUGGAGUUGGCUUAAAUUUGGAUAUCCAUCUUGCUACCAUGAGCAUCUUGAAGAUAUGAUCAUACGAAUCGUGAUGGGUGUUGUGAUACAGGUGGUCUGCAGUUAUGUGACACUCCCUCUCUACGCCUUGGUUACUCAGAUGGGAUCAAACAUGAAGCCAGUCAUUUUUAGUGAUGACGUGGCAUUGGCGCUGCGCAGCUGGCAGGCCACAGCCAAGAAGCACGUGAAUGAAGGGCGGCCGUCAGCCAUCGCCACCACAUUCUCCAGCAGGGCUCCCUCGCCAAUGCGCACGUCGCCAGCCUAUCUGCGGCAUAGCCGGAAGAGGUCAUCGGGCUUGGACAGCGAAGGGCGGGGUGGUGAGAGGGCAUCAGCCUCCCCCAGCCGCCACUACAACAUUCAAGAUUUGAAUAAAAUAGAUGGGUUGUCUGAGAUAGCUAGGGAUGUGGAAAACCCUUCUCCUACAGAAGUUAACUCUACUUCAACUGAAUUCUCUUUUCCAACAAAGGAUUGACAAACACCUUAUUGUAAUUACAUGAUCCAUGUUGCAAAUAAGAAAAGAGCAGAGUAUUAAUAAA